CCGCCAAUAACCCACAAUCACGAAGAAGACAAAGUAAAGAGGAACUGUCUGUGGAUCCAGGAGUUCCCAUAUUUACGAAUUAAAGGGCCAAAUUACAAAAAGAAAAUUGAAGUUCCGCAUCUUAAGUGCUAACUAUAUGACAACCCUGUGCAUCGUGUGAUAAAGGUUAUACACGGCCAGGAGUGAUAAUCUCCUGCAAUGUUCACCGACAUGGACUACGAGUUGGAGGAGGACAAACUUGGGAUACCAACAGUCCCUGGUACAGUGACGCUGAAGAAAGAUGCUAAUAAUCUUAUCGGUAUCAGCAUUGGUGGCGGGGCACAAUACUGUCCUUGCCUCUACAUUGUCCAGGUCUUUGAUAACACUCCGGCAGCUCUGGAUGGGACGCUGGCAGCCGGGGAUGAAAUCACAGGCGUGAACGGGAAACCGGUGAAAGGAAAGACUAAAGUGGAGGUGGCCAAGAUGAUUCAAGCUGUCCAGGGAGAAGCAAUAAUUCACUACAACAAACUGCAAGCUGACCCGAAACAGGGCAAGAGUUUGGAUAUAGUGCUGAAAAAAGUCAAACAUCGCCUGGUAGAGAAUAUGAGCUCAGGCACAGCAGAUGCUCUCGGACUCAGUAGAGCUAUUCUAUGCAACGAUGGACUGGUCAAGAGACUGGAAGAGUUGGAGAAAACAGCAGAACUCUACAAAGGCUUGAUGGAGCACACAAAGAGGCUACUCAGAGCUUUCUUCGAGCUUUCUCAGACUCACAGAGCGUUUGGAGAUGUUUUUUCUGUCAUUGGAGUACGAGAGCCCCAGGCUGCAGCCAGUGAGGCGUUUGUGAAGUUUGCAGACGCUCACCGCAGCAUCGAGAAAUACGGCAUCCAGCUGCUAAAGACCAUCAAACCUAUGCUCCAUGAUCUGAACACGUAUCUUCACAAGGCCAUUCCAGACACAAAGCUCACCAUCCGCAAGUACCUGGAUGUGAAGUUUGAAUAUCUGUCAUACUGCCUCAAAGUGAAGGAGAUGGACGAUGAAGAAUACAGCAGCAUUGCGAUGGGAGAGCCUCUGUAUCGUGUCAGCACCGGUAACUACGAGUACCGCUUGGUGCUGCGGUGUCGACAAGAGGCCCGUGCUCGCUUCGCCAAGAUGAGGAAGGACGUUCUGGAGAAGAUAGAACUGCUGGAUCAGAAACAUGUUCAGGACAUUGUGUUCCAGCUGCAGCGCUUCGUCUCGGGCAUGUCGCACUACUACGACGAGUGCUACGCCGUCCUGAAGGAGGCGGACGUCUUCCCCAUCGAGGUGGACCUGUCCCGCACCAUGAUCAACUACAGCAGCCCGUCGCUGUCCUACACGGAAGACGAGGACGAGGAGGGAGGAGGAGGAGGAGGAGAGGAAGAGGGAGGCAGUGCGGGCAGACAGGCAGAGAACGGGGCAGAGAAACUGAUCGAUGACGAAUGAAAACUGAUCGAUGACGUGUGUCUGUGUGCUGUUGUUGAGCGCCACUCCAUUAACAGCACUCGUAUUGAAUGUCAGCACACUAAUCAAUAUAGCAACUGAAACCACUGUUGACACAAAGGUGAAUACUACUUAUAACUGCUGCUAGAAUGAUGUAUAUUGGUCUUUUGGUGGUUGAUUUUUUCCCCCAGAAUCCAAUCAAGUCAGUUGCGUUUGUUCACUACGUAACUUUACCUUUAUAUAUUUUGACUAAACAGUCUCCCCUUUCCACAUAGCUGACCAAAAGUCCAUCCAUUCUGACGGGAAGUUUUCAUUCAUCUGUAAAGAAAUCCUCAUGUUGAACGCCAAGUGGCAAACUCCACCUGUUAUAUUAUUAUUAUAAAGCUGUGUGGAAAUGAGGUGUUUAAAUCUGCUUUAUUUUGGAGAAUUGAACAUAAAUGUGUCCAGGAUAUCACCUUGUACAGAGGUGUAUACAAACACUGGAUUAUUUUCAGUGAUGAGAUAUUUACUGAAUUUAACAAAAAACUUGAUUGAAGUUGAAUUGUAUAUUCUCUGAAAACCUCUUUUUUUCUUUUUUUUGUGUCACCAACCCACAAUAUCAGCUGUAUGACUGUGAGAGACACAACUAACUGAAGGCGGCUAUUUUUAUGCGAGUGCUGUAGGUGGCUUUUCAUGCAGCGGAGUGGGAUCUAGAAGUAUAUGAGGUGUGCCUUCUUUGCUCUUUGUAUAAUGAAGUCUAAAGGCUCUGGGCUGGGUCUCACUGUGCAAAUCUAUGGAAUGUUAAUAUUUUCAUUUUUUUUGUAAUUUUCUUUACUGCAACCUCGCUAUGAUUUAUUUAUCUACCUGGAAUGUUGCGUUAUAAAUGUGCUGCUGUUUCUGAAAGGGACCAGUUGGUAAUUUCUGCUCCUACAUGAAUGGUUUGUUACACAGAGCCUUUGUUUUUUUCCUAAUUAUUACACUUUCUGUUGGUUAACAAGGGGGAACAUUUACAUCACAGUCUUUUUUUUAUGUUCAGUCUAUUUCAUCUUCUCAUACUGCAUGCUUCAAGUUAUUAAUUUAUCAUAAUACACAAUUUUUCCUCCCAUGCUGUGGAAACACUACAUGUAGAUUGGUAUAUUUAUAUAUAAGGGAAACGGGUGUAAGAACUCAGCUGUUUUAAAUUCGCUUUUGACUUCCACUUUAUUUAUUUUCAUCUAAAUAUAUUUAAGACUUUUAUUGACCAAAUUUUCUUCCAUGUUGCAAGUAAUUGAGUCCAUGUUUUCUGUUAACUUUCACUAGGGGGCAGCAUCACAUCGCUGCACUGCAGGAGUGAUUGCAUAGUGAACUUUUUCCUUGUGUUAUUGUUGUGCUUUUCUGAAUAACUGGAAAUUAAUGAAAGGGAUUCCUGUAUGUUUUUUGUUAACACAGGUGGGUUAAUUAGCCACUACAACAUAUUAGCUGCAGUUUAAGUCGAUUUUGAGAGGAAUUUAAAACCAGCUAUGUAAUCUGUUUGGUUUGUACCAUAAACCAAAAAUGAGCACUUAAAGUUAAAAUGUUCGGCCUAUUUUAAAAGGAUGCUGUUUUAUUUUUUAAAUCAAUGUCAAGUUAUAUGAUUAUUUAAAUUGCUUUAUUUUAACUUUUUUGUGUCGAUUGCGCAGAGGUAGUGUUCGUGAAAGUGUAAAAUAAUAUAUCAAAUAAAGUCAAAUGUAUAUAA
Acanthochromis polyacanthus (spiny chromis) is the source of this 3130-nucleotide messenger RNA. RefSeq names its product protein interacting with prkca 1 (gene pick1). Gene Ontology annotation, biological process: positive regulation of receptor internalization; regulation of Arp2/3 complex-mediated actin nucleation; intracellular protein transport. The record is from RefSeq and is a predicted model, not a curated record. The coding region runs from base 199 to 1440 and encodes 413 amino acids. The transcript is spliced from 13 exons. Gene Ontology annotation, cellular component: postsynaptic early endosome; synaptic vesicle; neuron projection. Gene Ontology annotation, molecular function: phospholipid binding; protein domain specific binding; protein kinase C binding. Lineage: Eukaryota; Metazoa; Chordata; Actinopteri; Pomacentridae.